Molecule: messenger RNA, 863 nt
Organism: Magnolia sinica
Lineage: Eukaryota; Viridiplantae; Streptophyta; Magnoliopsida; Magnoliales; Magnoliaceae
Product: protein SAMBA
Exons: 4
Coding region: 150-455 (101 amino acids)
Biological process (GO): negative regulation of organ growth
Molecular function (GO): anaphase-promoting complex binding
Source: RefSeq, a predicted model, not a curated record
CCCUGCACCUAAACGACCCUCAUGUUAACGUCUGGCAACGCACGCUCGUGCUCCCAUUUAACCCGUGCGUGGCGGAUCUACUCUUAAAAAAGCAACCUUGGCGCCAACAGCGUUCGUAUCGCGUUUCCCUUCGUCGCUUGGGAGAGAAGAUGAGCUCCCCUGCUCGAUCGUCCGCAUCGCAGCCGCAGGUGGUGGGGCCAGGACCAGCAGCAGUUCUGGGAGACGACAACUCCCUAAUCCAUUUCCCAACCGAUCUCAUCUCCGCACAAGAUCGCAAGGAAGAAGCCCUCGUUGUUCUGAAAUCCAAUGUGAUGGCUGUGCUUCAGAAGGAGGUGAAGUCUUUGGAUGAAGACAGCUGGAAGUUUGCCGGGCCCCGCUCCAAAAUCCAUCUUAUUUCAAGACCUGCCCAAGAGGACAUGAGAACUGACAAUCAGAGAUUGAAAGGAAGUCUAUGAACUCCGAUAUACCCUCAUCUUCCUCUGCCAUCCAGUUUCAAGACCUUUGGAGUAGGUAGCCAUCCAUUCAAGCAUAUUCAGGAACUGCAAAAAAGUGAGCUUUGUGGAUCUUUACCUCAUGGAAAAUGAUUACACAUUGCUUAAUCGGUACAAUAAUGCCGGAGAGAAACAUGUGAGCAAACUGUCCCUUUCUCAUAGGUAGCAUGUGAUUAUCUGUAUUUGCAUGUUAUGUUCAUGAUAUUGAUGUCUGAUGCUUAUUCAUUCCCUUGUAUUGUCUGAACUUUUAGUGAUUAGCCAGUUGAAUGACUGUGACAUGUGAGAACACAAUAUGGAUAGUUUUGCAACUUUCCAUGUAUCAUGUAACUCAUGAUUAUGCAAAAUGAUAGUAUUAUAAAUGAUUACUUGGCA